GCGAGCGACCGACUGCACGCGAGCGAGCGAGGCACCGGCGACAGAGCCCGACUUAUUACUUGACAGAGACCAACCUUAUCCCUCCGCCUCCUGCACCCUCAGACACAAUGGAGGACGAAGUGUACCCCAUGACGCUGCUAACCGAGGAGGUCAAGAGCGACGAGGUGGAGACGCGCAUCAAGGCUAUGCGGCGCUUGCGUACUGUAGCUCAAGCACUUGGCCCAGAACGCACGCGUUCAGACCUGCUUCCGUUCCUGCGUGAAGCUACAGAGGACGAGGACGAAGUUCUCGUGGCGUUGGCCGAUGAACUCGGUGGCUUCGUGGACCUCGUAGGUGGUGCCGAGCACGCCGCUGCUCUUGUUGAACCCCUCGAGGUGCUUGCCGGCGUCGAGGAGACUGUGGUGCGUGACCGCACUGUGGAGUCCCUACAGAAGGUGGUGGCUGUGCUUCCCAACGCGGGAGACAUCAUGGUGCCACUGACUAAGCGCCUUGCCGAGGGAGACUGGUUCACGUCACGUGUGUCCGUAUGCUCGCUCUUUGCUCCCACCUACGAGAAGGUGACGGAUGCUGGACGCAAGAAGGAGCUUCGCGAUUUGUACCAGAUGAUGUGCAACGAUGACACGCCCAUGGUUCGUCGCGCUGCUGCUUCUAACAUCGGCAAGAUCGCUGGUGCAAUGGAGAAGGAGCACAUUGCCAGCAUGAUCCUGCCGCUAUUUCGUGCGCUAACAGCGGACGACCAGGACAGUGUACGUCUGCUAGCUAUUGAGAACUCGGCUGCGAUCGCCGAUCUGCUCUCGCAGGACGAGAACUCGCUGCAUGUGUUGCCCAUCGUGCGUUCGUCCGUCGAGGAUCGGUCAUGGCGUGUGCGAUUCAGCAUUGCCAAGGACUUUUUCCCGCUCUCGCGCGCCAUGGGAACCCAGAUCACGGAGUCGGAGCUGCUUGGAUGCUUCAGCAACCUGCUGCAGGACGCCGAGGCAGAAGUCCGUGCUGCUGCUGCGAAGAACUUGUCGGGAUACAUCUCCAUUAUCAAGAACGAGCUGUUUUCGAGCGAGGUUCUGCCGCUAUUGUCGGCUCUUUCGCAGGACACGGCCCCCAACGUUCGAACUGCUGUUUCCAUCGCGUGCAUGGAGCUUGCACCUAAGCUGGGUGAAACCACGUCCAAGUCGACGCUGGCCCCUCUGCUGCUGCUCUUCCUGCGCGAUGAGGUCGUGGACGUGCGGCUCAAUAUUCUGAAACGUAUGGAACUUCUUGCCCAGUGGAUGGCAUCGUUCGAGUCGGUGCUGCUGCCAGCUAUCGCCGACCUGGCGCGCGACCUGCAGUGGCGUGUGCGCGAGGCCGUCAUUCUGUCUAUUCCUGCCCUUGCUGGCAGUCUGGGCAGCCAGUAUUUCCAGGAAAACUUGCUGGAGAUCUACGUUAGCGCGUUCACCGACAUGGUUGGCGAGGUUCGCCUGAGCGCCACCAAGAUUCUACCGCAGCUGCUUGAGUCUCUGGGUAGCGACUACAUCCUUCAGAACGUUAUGCCGCGCCUGAACCAGAUCUUCGAGAAAUCCGUGAUCUACCAGGAGCGCGUCAAUGUGCUGCACGCGCUGAAGCAGAUGGCUGUGGAGAAGGCGUCGAGCGACUUGUUGACGCUUAUGAUGACCCUGGCGAUCCGCGGCGCUCACGACAAGAUCCCCAACGUUAGAUUCGUGGCCUCCAUGACCUUAGAGCAGCUGUGUAAACUCGCUGAUGCUUCCGUGGUCGCGGCUCAAGUCCGACCCUGCCUGACGGAGCUGGCGAACGAUUCCGACAUGGACGUCAAGUAUUACUCGAGUAUCGCGCUGGAUGCCGUCCAGGGCUAGACUGUAGGAACGCGCUCUUUUCGUGAGGAUUCGCGGAGGUAUUUGUCCCGCUUCUCAAUUCCUUUCUGGCUA
Molecule: messenger RNA, 1913 nt
Organism: Phytophthora infestans T30-4
Lineage: Eukaryota; Oomycota; Peronosporomycetes; Peronosporales; Peronosporaceae
Product: serine/threonine-protein phosphatase 2A 65 kDa regulatory subunit A, putative
Exons: 7
Coding region: 108-1841 (577 amino acids)
Biological process (GO): protein dephosphorylation
Cellular component (GO): cytoplasm; protein phosphatase type 2A complex
Molecular function (GO): protein binding; protein phosphatase regulator activity
Source: RefSeq, a predicted model, not a curated record